AUGAUUAAAAAUAGUACAUUGAAAUUUAACAUAACAACUAUUGUUGAAAAAUCUUUAACAAAUUAUGAAACCACCGGUGCUAUCAUAUAUAUUAUUGUUGUUCUUCUUUGGUAUUCAGUUGGUAUUGUAUUUAUGUUAGGAAUUCAAAUGUCAACUCGUUCGGAAGAAAACGAAGAUUCAGUUAGACGUCGAACAAGAACUUUUAUUCGAAAUAUAAAUGAUCAUAAUAAUAAAAAAGAAAUCUUAGAAGAAUUAGUUGAUAAACAAAAUCGAGAUCGACUUUGGAAUAUUUAUUUAGGUGAAAGUAGUGAUGAUACAAAAGAUUAUUUAAUUCGUGCUGAGACUGUUCGUAUACGUCAUAUUAAAAAAAAAUUAGCUGCAAUAAAAAGAAAUUAUCAUUUAGCAUAUGAUGCAUUAUUAUUGCCUUCAACACAUAAUAUUCAUUAUGCUCGUAGUCGUUCAGAGAAUCGGUCUGAAACAUUUCAAUUAUCAUGGGGAGUAACUUCUUCUCGUCGACGUCAUUCCUCAUUAGAUCAACAAACUCUUGAUCAAUUGAAACAAUUAACUAAUCAAUCAAAAUUUUAUGAUCAAUUACCAUGGACUAUACGUAAAUAUAUUAUUCAACGAUAA
This is a messenger RNA of Rotaria sp. Silwood2, 630 nucleotides long. The record is from the annotation of a GenBank genome assembly. NCBI's taxonomy places the organism in Eukaryota, Metazoa, Rotifera, Eurotatoria, Philodinida, Philodinidae.